AUGGAGUUUACAUUAAACAUAUUUACUUUGAAUUGCUGGGGUAUACCGGGUAUCUCCAAAAAUCGAAGAGAGAGAAUAGAAGCAAUUUCAAAAUAUUUACUGACCAGCGAUCAUAAUGUCGUGUGUCUUCAGGAAGUAUGGAGUGAAAGAGAUUAUUUAUAUAUAAAGGAAUUUUUAAGCAGUGUCUUACCCUAUUCACAUUAUUUUUAUAGUGGUGUACUUGGAUCAGGACUGUGUGUGUUUUCUAAAUGGGUAAUACAAGAUGUUUUUUUCCACCAAUGGCCAUUGAAUGGCUAUAUACAUAAGAUUCACCACGGUGACUGGUUUGGAGGCAAAGGAGUUGGACUAUGUCGUAUUAAAUAUUUAGAUAGGCUUUUAAAUAUCUACUGCACACAUCUGCAUGCUGAGUACAAUGAAGAUGAUAUUUAUCUGGCUCAUCGAGUUCUACAAGCACAUUCAACAUCUGAGUUUGUUAACAUUACAUCGUCUCCGGCAGAUAUAUCUAUCUUAGCUGGUGAUCUUAACACUGCACCUGGAGAUUUGUCAUUUAGACUAAUUACCCAAAUAGCAAACCUUACCGAUCCAUGUAAUGUUGAAAUAAUUGGUGAGACUACAUCUAUGAUUAAACCACUAGGCACCUGUGAUAAUAUUAACAAUAGUUAUUCUAAUCCAAAAGUGACAAAGUUAUGUCCAGAUGGUAAAAGGAUUGAUCAUAUCUUAUAUAAUGUAAAUCCGAAUUGUGAUGUUGAAAUCAAAAACUUUAAGAACCCAUUGGAAGAGAGAGUGCCGGGACAAGAUUUUUCCUACUCUGACCACAAUGCAGUAUCACUUGAAAUGAGAGUAAAGUUCUCCAAUGCGAAGAACAGAGACAGGCCAAAAAGUUCAUAUGACAAAUAUGACAAUACUGUAGUUGAAGCUAUCAAAGGUCUGUUGGAUAUUGGCCUAAUUGUAUUCUCGCAGAUGUAG
Molecule: messenger RNA, 966 nt
Organism: Leptosia nina
Lineage: Eukaryota; Metazoa; Arthropoda; Insecta; Lepidoptera; Pieridae
Source: the annotation of a GenBank genome assembly